This is a messenger RNA of Dipodomys ordii (Ord's kangaroo rat), 960 nucleotides long. RefSeq names its product steroidogenic acute regulatory protein (gene Star). Gene Ontology annotation, molecular function: cholesterol transfer activity; cholesterol binding. The record is from RefSeq and is a predicted model, not a curated record. The transcript is spliced from 7 exons. Lineage: Eukaryota; Metazoa; Chordata; Mammalia; Rodentia; Heteromyidae. Gene Ontology annotation, biological process: regulation of steroid biosynthetic process; steroid biosynthetic process; intracellular cholesterol transport. The coding region runs from base 103 to 960 and encodes 285 amino acids. Gene Ontology annotation, cellular component: mitochondrial intermembrane space; mitochondrion.
ACCUUGAGUGGCUCAGGAAGAACAAAGAGGCCACCCUUGAGAGCAGCGGCACAGCACAAUCACCACCAGUACCACCACCACCACUGCAUAGGCCAGGAGAACAUGCUUCUAGCAACGUUUAAGCUGUGUGCUGGGAGCUCCUACAGACAUAUGCGCAACAUGAAAGGGUUGAGGCACCAAGCUAUGCUGGCCAUUGGUCAGGAGCUGAACCGGAGAGCCCUGGGAGACCCUAGUGGUGCAUGGAUUAACCAGGUUCGACAUCGGCGGAGCUCUCUACUUGGUUCUCGGCUGGAAGAGACUCUCUACAGUGAUCAGGAGCUGGCCUAUAUCCAGCAGGGAGAGGAGGCCAUGCAGAAGGCCCUGGGCAUCCUCAGCAACCAGGAGGGCUGGAAGAAGGAGAACCAGCAGGAAAAUGGGGACAAAGUACUGAGUAAGAUGAUCCCAGAUGUAGGCAAAGUGUUCCGGUUGGAGGUGGUGGUGGACCAGCCCUUGGACAGGCUCUAUGAAGAACUGGUAGAACGCAUGGAGGCAAUGGGAGAGUGGAACCCUAAUGUCAAGGAGAUCAAGGUCCUGCAGAGGAUUGGAAAAGACACAGUUAUCACCCAUGAGCUGGCUGCAGAAGCUGCAGGAAACCUGGUGGGGCCCCGUGAUUUUGUGAGUGUGCGCUGUGCCAAGCGCCGAGGCUCCACCUGUGUGCUGGCAGGCAUGGCCACACAAUUUGGAGAGAUGCCUGAGCAGAAAGGUGUCAUCAGAGCUGAGCAUGGUCCCACCUGCAUGGUGCUUCACCCACUAGCUGGAAGUCCUUCAAAGACCAAACUUACUUGGCUGCUCAGUAUUGACCUCAAGGGGUGGCUGCCAAAGACUAUCAUCAAUCAGGUCUUAUCACAGACCCAGAUGGAGUUUGCGAAGCACCUGCGCAAGCACCUGGAGUCCAGACCUGCUGCUGAGGCCCGGUGUUAG